Cuscuta campestris is the source of this 836-nucleotide messenger RNA. The record is from the annotation of a GenBank genome assembly. NCBI's taxonomy places the organism in Eukaryota, Viridiplantae, Streptophyta, Magnoliopsida, Solanales, Convolvulaceae.
ACGCAUUAGGGUUUUUUUCUUCUUCAUUCAUAUUUGGCCCCUUCCUCAAAACCCUUUGUUUUCCUUGUCCCGAUUGUCCUCCCGCCGGCGGCCUGAAAUUAUGGCGGCAAUUGCAAGACGCGGCGGAUCGUCUCUCCUCCAGAGGCUCUGCUUCGCCUCGACUACACGCGGGAGAUCCGACGCUGCUAACCGGUCCCUCCUCCUCCUCACCUGCAACGCUGUGUCAAAUCCCUUCAGAAAUUACUCAACUGCCCCUGUCUCGAAAGAUCGUAAUAAUAACCUCCACCACGAGAUCUCCGGCGGCCAAGAAGCCGUGCAGCAGAAGAAGAAGACGACGAAGGAGGAGGUUACGGAAGAAGAGGAUUUUCCGGAGCUGCGCGGAACUGCAGAGCGGGCUGCUGCGCUUCUGAGAAAUGCUCUUGCGACAGCUGAAGCAAUGGCGGAGGAUGAGGAUGAUGAUGGUGGUGAGGAUUAUAACUUUGACGACGGCGAUGAUGAUGAUGGUGGUGGUAAGGAAAAUAACGUUGACGACAACGAUGAUGAUGAUGAGGAUGAUUUUUAGGACAGAUUUAUUCUAAUCUUUUUUCACGUCUUUGUUCUAUGAAUAACGUAGACAUGAAAGUGGUGACACGAUUUUGACACAAUGCAUUGCACCGACAAUAAUAAGUGUCGGUGCAUGCAUAUUGUGUUAAUAUAACGACACCACUUUGAUGUCUCCCACAUCAAUCUUCUUAUAUUUUUGUCUUGUGUUUUAGGAUAAAGCAUGUAGGUCUUGACUGAUUUUAGUGAAUUUAAUCAAUUUACUCUCUCUCGUUCAAAAAAGAGUUUAGUUUAUG